AUGAACAGGCUCUAUGAACUUCUCCACAACAAUACAGGUCCUCCUUUUCCAUGGAAUGUGACCAAAAACCCAGACCCAUGUUCAUGGAAGGGAGUUACAUGCAGUCCCAGCAACUCUUCCAUCAUCGAACUUUCUCUCUCUUGGUUUUCUCUCUCAUCCUCCGAUAUUUUAUCUGAGUUUUGCAAGAUUGAUACUUUGGAGUCUCUUGAUCUCUCCAACAAUCAUUUGAGCUCAAUCCCUGAUCAAUUCAUCACUGAUUGUGGAGGGAUUAGUGGGUUGAAAGUAUUGAAUUUUAGUAGGAACAGAUUGGUUGGUUCUUUGCCUACUUUUUAUGGUUUUGGUGUGUUGGAGUACUUGGACUUGUCUCAUAAUUAUCUGAGUGGAACAAUUGGUUUACAAUUAGAUGGGUUAAAUGGAUUAAAGACGUUGAAUCUUAGUGACAACCAAUUCAAUGGGUCAGUUCCUACCCACCUUGGAAAAUUAAACCUCUUAGAGGAGCUAGAGCUUUCCACCAAUUUUUUUCAGGGCGAUAUCCCCCAAGAAAUUGCAAAUUAUGGGAAUUUGACUCUGAUUGAUUUCAGUGUCAAUCAUCUUUCUGGGUCAAUCCCUGAUAGAUUUGGGGAGCUCUCAAAAUUGAAAACCUUGAUUCUAUCUGCCAAUUAUUUGAGUGGUGAAAUCCCCCAAUUCCUUUCUAGUAUUGGGACACUUUUGCGAUUUGCAGCGAAUCAGAACAAAUUUAAAGGUACUGUUCCAUCUGGGAUUGCUAGGUACCUCAGGAAUUUAGACCUUAGCUAUAAUAAGUUGAAUGGGACAAUUCCAGGGGAUUUUUUAUCCUCCUCAAAUUUGCAGUCUGUGGAUUUGAGUAACAAUUCAUUGGAGGGGUCAAUACCUGCAAACAUGUCUGCAAACUUGGUUAGGAUUAGAUUGGGAAGCAAUUCUUUGAGUGGGAUAAUCCCCUCAUCUUUUGGGAUGCUUCAUAAUUUGAUGUAUUUGGAGCUGGACAGCAAUAGGUUGAAUGGAUCAAUACCUCCUGAGUUGGGUUCAUGCCAGAACUUAGCUUUAUUGAAUUUAGCUCAGAAUAGACUGAGUGGUGGUAUACCGCCGCAGUUGGGUAAUCUUAGCAAUGUUCAGGUUUUGAUGCUUCAAUUUAACAACUUGAUUGGUGAAAUCCCAUUUCAGAUUACUCAAUUACAUAGGUUGCAAAGAUUGAAUAUGAGCUGGAAUUCGCUAACUGGUUCGAUCCCUGCUUCAAUUUCAAGUUUGCAGAGCCUUACCAACUUGGGCUUGCAAAACAACAAUUUUCGUGGUCCAAUACCUUCUUCAAUUCGCAGCUUAAAUUUUCUCAUAGAACUCCAACUUGGGAAGAACCAACUUAGUGGGACAAUCCCAGAGCUGCCACCAAGAUUGCAAAUUUCUUUGAAUCUCAGCAAUAAUCAGUUUGAAGGACCUAUUCCACACUCUCUUGCUGGAUUAACUCAAUUAGAGGUAUUGGAUCUCUCCGACAACAGGUUUUCUGGGGACAUUCCUGAUUUCCUGACUCAGAUGACAGUUCUAACGCAACUGUUGCUUUCAAACAAUCAGCUUUCUGGAGUUGUUCCAAAGUUUGGGCCACAUGUAAAUGUCAAUAUAACAGGGAAUAAGGGCCUGAUUAACAUAACAUCGAGCUCUUCACCCCCUUCGCCAAAGAAGAGAAACAAAGUUGCUGUAGCGAUUGUCAUUGCUGUUGCAGCUGCUGCCCUGGCGGUUGGGGUAGUUGCCCUUAUUGCUGUAAAGGUCUCCAGACGGUUGUACAGAAUUAAUGACGAGCACUUACAAUCUGGAGAAGACCUUCAUCAACCCCAGGUCAUCCAGGGCAAUCUUUUAACUGCAAAUGGCAUGCAUCGGUUGAACAUCGACUUCAGGAAAGCCAUGGAAGCUGUGGCUCACCCCACAAAUAUCAUCUUGAAGACAAGGUUCUCAACGUACUACAAAGCUGUCAUGCCAUCUGGUGCAAGCUAUUUUGUCAAGAAGCUUAACUGGAGCGACAAGAUAUUCCAAUUGGGUAGCCAUGGGAAAUUUGGAGAAGAGCUAGAGGUCCUCGGAAAGUUGUCCAAUUCAAAUAUUAUGACUCCUCUGGCCUAUGUCUUGACUGUUGACAGUGCUUAUCUCUUUUAUGAGUUUGCCCAAAAUGGUACCCUUUUUGAUGUUCUUCAUGGUAGGUUGGGAUAUGAUAUGGAUUGGGAAACUCGUUACAGUAUAGCUAUCGGAGUAGCUCAGGGCUUGGCUUUUCUCCAUGGAUGCCCAUCGGGUCCAAUUCUCCUCCUUGACGUUUCCAGCAAAAGCAUUCUGCUGAAGUCCCUAAAGGAGCCGCAAGUUGGGGACAUUGAGCUUUGUAAGGUGAUCGAUCCUUCAAAAGGCACAAGCAGCCUUUCAACUGUUGCUGGCUCGGUUGGUUAUAUUCCUCCAGAAUAUGCCUACACCAUGAGAAUAACAAUGGCUGGCAAUGUCUAUAGCUUUGGUGUCAUUCUGCUAGAAUUGCUGACAGGAAAGCCAGCAGUUAGUCAAGGAACCGAAUUGACCAAGUGGGUGUUGAGCAACCCGGCGCAGCAAAAUAAGUGGGAUAACACUCUUGAUCUCACUGUGAGCAGAAAAUCAGUUGCCAUUAGGAGCCAAAUGGUGGCAGUCCUGAAGGUUGCUCUAGCUUGUGUCAGUGUCUCACCCCAAGCCAGGCCGAAGAUGAAGAGCGUGUUACGAAUGCUCCUAAAUGCAAGGUGAGCCGAGCUGAGCCUUGGAGAUAAAAUAUACUUGAGCGCGGAUUAGAGCGAUAUAGGACCAUGAGUUUGCCACUUUGUGUGUUACUAUUGUAGAUACAUAGAAAGCUUCAAGAUACGGAAUAUGAAUUAGAGCUGUUGGAUUUUAGAAUUCAACCUGGAUGUAAUAUAGAUGAGUUGUUUGAGUUGUGAUGGAAGAAUCAAUCCAUCAUAUGAAUUCAGCGAUUUGCCUGUGUCUAAUGGAAUUUCUUCCUUUUUCAUAUAAACUCCAUGAUCUUUGUAUUGG
Messenger RNA from Ilex paraguariensis (yerba mate), 3036 nucleotides. The record is from the annotation of a GenBank genome assembly. Lineage: Eukaryota; Viridiplantae; Streptophyta; Magnoliopsida; Aquifoliales; Aquifoliaceae.